Molecule: messenger RNA, 3045 nt
Organism: Mycena indigotica
Lineage: Eukaryota; Fungi; Basidiomycota; Agaricomycetes; Agaricales; Mycenaceae
Product: Glycoside hydrolase family 35 protein
Exons: 22
Coding region: 1-3045 (1014 amino acids)
Biological process (GO): carbohydrate metabolic process
Cellular component (GO): vacuole
Molecular function (GO): beta-galactosidase activity
Source: RefSeq, a predicted model, not a curated record
AUGCUCCUCACUCACAACAACCUCACCACUUGGCCGCUGCAAGCGCAUCUGCUUAGAGUUUUCGCGCUCUUCGUUGCGCUUCUCUCCGUGGCCUCCAAGACCUUGGCUGUAGUUUUGACCGACGACCCGCCACUACUGGCAAGGACCGCUGAUGUUCAAUUCGACAACUUUAGUCUCAUUCUCAACGGUCAACGCGUCUUUCUACACUCUGGAGAGUUCCAUACCUUCAGACUCCCAGUUCCCUCUCUAUGGUCAGACAUUUUGGAGAAAGUCAAAGCUGCGGGACUUAAUGCGGUUUCUGUCUAUACCCAUAUGGGUCUUAUUAACCCUUCUCGAGGAGUUGUAGACUUUGAGAGCUUUCGAGCACUCCAGCCGCUUUUCGAUGCUGCCAAAGCAGCGGGAAUCUGGAUUGUAUUGCGUCCUGGUCCAUAUAUCAACGCGGAAACUACCGCGGGAGGAAUAGCGCAUUGGGCAACCACGGAGAUUGCUGGUACCCUCCGAACAAAUGCCACAGACUGGCGAGCCGCUUGGAAGGACUAUAUCCAAGGCAUCAUCUCUCAAACUGCACCGAAUCAAAUAAAUCAGGGUGGCCCUGUAAUCGCGGUCCAAGUCGACAACGAGUACUCUCAGAGUCCCGCAACGCAUGCGGUCUACUUUCAGCAACUCGAAGACGUGUAUCGAAACUCUACUAUCGUUGUCCCUCUCACAUAUAACGAUCCAGGCGAAGGGAAAAAUUUCAUCAAUGGCACUGGCGCUGUGGAUCUCUAUGGACUUGAUUCGUACCCACAGGGCUUCGACUGCUCCCAUCCAGAGACCUGGAAUCCUGUGACAACAAAUUAUCACACUUACCACCAACAAGUCAAUCCAUCACAGGCGUGGUAUUUCCCGGAGUUCCAAGGCGGUAGUUUCGAUGCAUGGGGACCUGGAGCACCUGGCUAUGCGCCAUGUGCGCAACUCACAGGUCCUAAUUUCCAAUCCGUUUUCAAUAGGCAGCUGUGGGCCAGUAAUGCAAAACUCAUAUCUUAUUAUAUGAUCUAUGGCGGAACCUCUUGGGGUGCAAUACCUUUCCACGGAGUAUACUCUAGCUACGACUAUGGCGCAUCUAUAAGCGAAUCUCGGGCACUUACCACCAAAUUCAACGAGUUGAAGCUACAAGGCAUCUUUCUCAGAAGCUCGCCUGAGUUUUAUAAAACGAACUUUAUAUCUGACGGCUCUAGCGGAUUCACCACGUCCAAUCCAGCUGCAUUCGGGACUUUCCUCCAGAAUCCCGACACAAAAGCCGCAUUCUACGUUCUUCGACAGGCCAACUCGACCUCGACAGCAAUCACAACGUUCAAGCUUAACAUCACUUCCCCCAUAUCAAACACUAUUCAAGUACCGAUUGUUGUCCCAGCAGUGACACUUGGUGGUCGGGAAUCCAAGCUCGUCAUUAGUGGAUAUUCAUUCGGCGCAUCGAAAAUCGAUUACACAACUGCCCAGAUAUUCUUUGCGGGUACGAUCGGAACUCGCGAUGUCCUUUUCUUAUAUGGAAACACGACUCAAGCACACGAAAUCCGUCUUGUGUUGACCGGAACAGCCAGCACUGUCCAUCGGACGAAUUCCUCGUUGAUCACAUCGACUCCGAGUGCUGGCGGAACAACUAUAUUGGCAUUCCAGCCCGGGUUGACGGGUCUCAACACUAUCCAUGACUCAACUACCCAACUCAUCCUCUAUUCCGAUUACCAGACUGCAGCUACAUUUUGGGCCCCCGUUAUACCUGCUACUGGUUCUUCCACAUUCCCCAACUACUGGUCUAUUGGAAGUAACAACACAGUCUUGGUUGGUGGUCCAUAUCUUGUUCGCAAUGCCACAAUUUCCGGGGCAACUCUGGCUCUGAAAGGAGAUCUCAACGUUACAACUCCCUUCGCUCUUGUCGUUCCAUUGUCGGUCAAGUCAGUUACUUGGAAUGGUGCAAGUGUCCAAUUAACCCCGGGUAUUACUUCGACUGGCGGCUUCAGUGGCACACUUGCACCACGUUCUGUGGUUAAGAGCGUCACCAUUCCCAAGUUGACAGCAUGGAAGUUUCAAGACUCAUUACCAGAGAUUUCUGCUGGAUUCGAUGAUUCUAGCUGGACAGUAGCAAACCACACGGUAACGAACAUACCCCUCAAGCCGUACUAUGGCGAUGGUCGCAUCUUAUACGGGUGUGAUUAUGGUUUUUGCGAAAAUACUGUCCUAUGGCGUGGACACUUCACUGGCGCUGGCCAAACCAGUGUCAACCUCUCAAUAAACGGUGGCGAAGCUUUCGCCGCGAGUGUAUGGUUGAAUGACGUUUUCCUGAAUACUUCGUUUGGAAACUCUACCAACAACGCCCACAUUCUUGAGGAGACCGAUGACAAGUUUUCAUUCCCAGCUGGAGCGUUGCGAUCGGGCGAAAAUGUGAUUACCAUUGUCCAGGACAAUAUGGGUCUUAAUGAGACGAAUGGAGCGAAUCCAGAUAGCUCCAAGAGCCCUCGAGGAGUGCGGGGCUUUAAGCUCGACACAGGCUCAUUCGGAACGUGGAAAGUUCAAGGGAAGGUUGGGGGAUAUAAAGGCUUCCUCGAUAAAACCAGAGGCGUUUUAAACGAAGGUGGCCUUUUUGGAGAGAGGGAGGGCUGGCAUCUCCCUGGUUUCGACACAUCCUCUUGGAUUACGCGCGAUCUGACCACCGGCCUGCCAAGCGGAUCUGCAGGUGUAGGUUUUUUCGUGACAACCUUCCCCUUGAACAUCCCGAGCGGGGUUGAUGCUUUUAUUUCGUUCACCUUCACGGAGCCUCUUGGUCAGAAUUAUCGGGCUCUGUUGUGGGUAAAUGGCUGGCAUAUGGGUAAACGGGUGGGAAAUCUUGGUCCCCAGUUCAAGUUUCCAGUUCACCAGGGCAUCCUUGACUACCACGGCACAAAUACCGUUGCUGUGGCCCUGUGGGCGAUGGGACGAAGUCCGGUCACACCAAAAUUGGAGCUUGUUCUGGACGGGAUUCUGGAUGGAGGAGUGGCGGGAGUAGUUACAAACAAUCCCGGCAGAGGAUAG